AAUUCCUACAGUCGUACUUCCUGGUUAGAUUACACGUAGCGUCACUUCUGUGUUGUAGCGCUUCGGAGUAGAUAGCUACAAACGACGAGUUUUACAGACGUAUUUUGUGCAUCUACGAUUUUUAUUCACUCGUGUUUAUAGACGUAUUUAUUUACUUUGACUAUAAUGAAGCCACAGCGGCGUGUGUCGCUGUGUUUGGCCUCAUAUGUAGGCUAACUAUGUUAUCAAGCUAAUAUUGGCAAGACUAGUUAGUAAGUACGCUAACAGUUACUUGUGUUUACGAUUUUUUUUCCAAGAUGUAUACUUUAUUAUCUGGAUUAUAUAAGUACAUGUUCCAAAAGGAUGAAUACUGCGUUUUGAUCCUUGGACUGGACAACGCUGGGAAAACGACCUUUCUGGAACAAACCAAAACAAAGUUCAGUAAGAACUAUAAGGGAAUGAAUUUAUCGAAGAUCACAACCACAGUCGGUCUGAACAUUGGUACAAUUGAUGUGGGCAAGGCUCGUCUAAUGUUCUGGGAUCUGGGAGGUCAGGAGGAGCUCCAGUCUCUGUGGGACAAAUACUAUGCUGAGUCCCAUGGAGUCAUCUAUGUGAUAGAUUCAACUGAUGAAGAGCGCCUGUCAGAAUCAAAGGAGGCCUUUGAGAAAAUGAUCAGCAGUGAGGUGUUAGAAGGUGUCCCCCUCCUUGUGUUGGCCAACAAGCAGGAUGUACCGAACUGUUUGUCUGUGCCGGACAUUAAAACAGCCUUCAGCGACUCUGCCCCGAAGAUUGGCAAGAGAGAUUGUUUAGUCCAACCUUGUACUGCCCUCACAGGGUAAGACUGCUACUGCGUUAAAGGGAUGGAGUGAAUGAAGGCAUUGAGUGGAUGGUGAAGUGUGUGGUCAGAAACAUUCACAGGCCACCCAGACAGAAGGACAUCACGUAAGAAGUCAUCAGCACUCUUUACUCUUCUUUUGGACUGUGAGUUUCUCCUCAAGGACAUUCCAUGGAAACCCUGGAGCUGAUAAUUCUCCUCUCUCCUCGUGUUUGCUGUGACUUUGAACUGUUUGGAUUUCUGCUCUUUGGAGUUCAUUACAGACAGCGUGUGACAGUAUUUUUAUCACCAAGCAUAAUUUCAGAUGUGCUUUGAAUGGACAUCUGUGUGAUCCACUUGUUAGACUUUUUGAAGCGGUGUUAUAAUUUCUUCUGCUUCAUGUGUGAGCAGCAGCCCCAGUCUCUGGUGCAGGCUGGGGUUGUUGCGACUGUGUCUGCAUGGAGCUUCACUGACUGACACCCUGCACUGUGAUCACAAGAGCACAGAAACAUCCGUUUGACACAUCAGUUCUCACAUAAAAUAUGCAAAACUGUAAUAGGGUGGUUCUCUGUUUGUCCACAGUAUCAGCUUAACUAAACAGUGUUUAGCUCACACUAUUAAAGUUGAACUGGAAUUUGAAGUUUUUGUGUAAGGAAAUGUCAACUAACAAUGAUACUGCAGCUAUUGUGCACAUUUUUCAAAAGAGGAUAGAAAUGGAUAGAUGGAUGAGUGACAACAGAGAAUGGGUGUUGCUAGGCGACGUGCUGUCAAAUUCCAUGGUGCUCUACUAGUUUGUUGAGUUUUGUAGUCCAUUCGGUAAGUGGAAGCUAGUUAGCUUGCUAACAUUAACACUGAUUCCCACUAGAACUUACUUUAGUUCAUGUUAUUUCACCACCUGCUCGGUCACUGUCAAACUCCUGCACACUGAGUGCUUUGUUCAUUCCACAUUCGACAAAGGACAGGGUCUUUGAAUCAUGACACAGUGUAACGUAGGGAGUGCUGAAAUCAUAGAUAGUAGCCUACUAAGCAAAUGCGAACAACGUGGAUCCCCAACUGGUUAACUACCUGUGUGGCAGUUAAAAUUGAAGUAAUACAGUUUCCGCCCACACAGAUGUUGCACCAAUCAAAUUACAGUAUCGACAUCAUCAGUCAAAAACCACAAAUUCAGCUUCCUGAACAAUUCCAAUGUAGAGGGCGCUGUAACUGCAAAAAGAUAAAUAAAACAAAUUUCUUCUUUUCAGUAAUUACAAUUUUGUGCACACGUCAGUCACCAAAGACAUAUAUACAGAUUUUUUUAGCAACAAAUAAUUUUAAUUUCAGUUUGACUUGAAAGUUUGAACUCUCUUACUUGCUGUUGACAUGUUGUUUAUAGCCCUUAACAAACUUAACUUGUAAUAUCAUUUAUUCAUCAUGUUUUUGGCUUCAGAUAACUAUCAUAAGUUAUUUAUGAUGGAUAAAUGAGAACAAAUGACGUAUAAUUUUGAAGGGUUAGUGAUUUGACAAGUUUUCCUGUGACAGCUGUGUAGUGUGUAGAGUUCAAAUCAAAUAAUGUGAGGAAAAGAACAAUAACUACUCUAUUAAUAGUUUUGUAUACUUUAAGGUGGUUUUGAUGGUUUUUUUUUUUUUUUUUUAAAUCUUUUGAUCAUAGCAGAGGGCAACUCAAUGGGGCUCCAUAAAGACUCUGGUGCAGCAGCCCAAACUGCACCAGAGUCUUUAACGACUUGUGUGAGUGGUACACAUAUAAUUCAACAGCCACUCAACUGUUUUUGAGGUUUCUUUGUUACCUGUAUGUCAUUUGACCUCUGUAAAACAUUCAUAGAUUGAUUAAAACUAAGAUUGACUUUGGAAAUGUUAAUGUUAAUAAGUGGCAGAGACACUACAGAUGCUUGGAUAACUGCACACGAUAUCUUUAAAAACUAAAUGCACUGAGUGUGCUGAACAGACUGAGAAACCUCUGCUGAAUCACUGUAUAACAGCAGUUUAACUUGGGAUGUAUGAAGUGGUUAAAAAAACUGAAGGUGAUGGUCCUCUGUCAGUCACAUAUGGUAGAUGAUGAUGAUGAUGAUGAUGAUAAUAAAUUUCUGAAUUCAAAGAAAAAAA
This is a messenger RNA of Siniperca chuatsi (mandarin fish), 2893 nucleotides long. RefSeq names its product ADP-ribosylation factor related protein 1 (gene arfrp1). Gene Ontology annotation, cellular component: Golgi apparatus. Gene Ontology annotation, molecular function: GTPase activity; GTP binding. Gene Ontology annotation, biological process: intracellular protein transport; protein localization to organelle; Golgi to plasma membrane protein transport. The record is from RefSeq and is a predicted model, not a curated record. NCBI's taxonomy places the organism in Eukaryota, Metazoa, Chordata, Actinopteri, Centrarchiformes, Sinipercidae. The transcript has 7 exons. The coding region runs from base 297 to 818 and encodes 173 amino acids.